Molecule: messenger RNA, 309 nt
Organism: Prunus armeniaca (apricot)
Lineage: Eukaryota; Viridiplantae; Streptophyta; Magnoliopsida; Rosales; Rosaceae
Source: the annotation of a GenBank genome assembly
AUGGUGGUGGAUAUGUGUGAGGGAGUUCAGUACCUUAAUGAAAUUAAGGACUCUGUUGUUGCUGGUUUCCAGUGGGCUUCAAAGGAAGGUGCAUCGGCGGAAGAAAACAUGAGGGGUAUUUGCUUUGAAGUCUGUGAUGUGGUUCUUCAUGCUGAUGCAAUCCACAGAGGAGGUGGUCAGGUCAUUCCCACUGCUAGGAGGGUCAUCUAUGCUUCCCAGCUCACUGCCAAGCCAAGGCUCCUUGAACCAGUAUAUCUCGUCGAAAUCCAAGCUCCGGAGCAGGCUCUUGGUGGCAUCUACUGUUGUUAA